AUGCGAGAUGUCUGGAAGUUGGCGAUCCCUCCUAAGCUCAAAAUGUUCUUGUGGAAGAUGAAGCAUGAAGCCAUUCCAGUCAACGCAAGGUUACCCGCUAGACAAAUCAUCCCCUCCGCAAAAUGCACAUUCUGCGAUGAGGAUGAAUCUAUUAAACAUCUCUUCUUCCAUUGCCCCUUCGCUAAGGAGGUCUGGAAAGAUGCCCCAUUUGCCUCAAACCUCGACACAGAUCAGAUUUUAAAUGUCCAAGAGGGGAUCCAGUUUGCUAUGCAGACCAAACCACUUCCUCCAACAGGUAUCAACUCCACACAUCUUGCCGCUUGGAUAAUCUGGUCAAUCUGGCUCGCAAGGAAUCAAAAAAUCUUUCAAAAUCGAAUCUUCUCGGGGCAAAACACAUUACUCAAAGCUCUUAUCAGCGCAAGGGAAUGGCAAGCGGCUCAAAGCAACGACAUAAGAACGCAACCCCAACGCACCGCUCCGCAGAUCGAAAACUACUCUGAUGCAAUCAUAUGCAGAUCUGACGCAGCCUGGCGACCUGGAAUUUCGACAGCCGGUUUAGCGUGGAGCUUUUACCGUGCAAAUGGAGAGAUAAUUUUAUCUCAUAGUAAACCAACCUCUUUUGUGAUUUCUUCUCUUGUGGCAGAGGGAUUAGCACUGAGAGAAGCCAUGGAACAUGCAUGGACCCUAGGAUUGACGAAAGUGGUCUUCGAAUCUGAUUCUUCUCAACUGAUAGCAGCGGUUGAAGGCGAAUCAAAUUUCUCCGAUCUUCACGGAAUCGUCUCCGAUGUUAUCUCUUUCUCAAACUCUAUGGAGCUUGCUCGCUUUAUUUUUCGUAGUCGCAUUAACUUUGUAUUGGAAGAUGGACUAGCCAAGCAAGCGCUUGAUGCGUAUCUGUACCAACCACAUUGA
Molecule: messenger RNA, 909 nt
Organism: Brassica napus (rape)
Lineage: Eukaryota; Viridiplantae; Streptophyta; Magnoliopsida; Brassicales; Brassicaceae
Exons: 1
Coding region: 1-909 (302 amino acids)
Molecular function (GO): nucleic acid binding; RNA-DNA hybrid ribonuclease activity
Source: RefSeq, a predicted model, not a curated record